Yarrowia lipolytica CLIB122 is the source of this 5319-nucleotide messenger RNA. The record is from RefSeq and is a predicted model, not a curated record. Lineage: Eukaryota; Fungi; Ascomycota; Dipodascomycetes; Dipodascales.
AUGUCCAAGCGUACCCAAGAUCUCGCCACCACGCACGCCAAUGGGUCUGUCGACAGCGCCACGGCCCCAGGAGCCAGCAAGCGACGCAGGCUCGCGGAUCCGGUGCUAGACACGCCAGUCGAGCUGCUUGCAUCUGGCAGACGAACCAGCGGACGCCACAGGCCCGUUGAAGAUGCAUCACGGCAGGCUACCCAACAACAGCAGGCUCCUGGCACGCCUGGUGGCCGACAACAACGACGAGCUGCUGCUGCGGCCAAGGAGUCUCUCUCGACGCCCAAGAGGGCUCCAGCUAAGCCGAAGGAGAAGACACCCAAAGCGACACCUAAGAAGACUCCAUCACGAAGGAACGGCAGGAGAAGGUCUGUCAAGGUUGAGGAGGUAGAGGAGGAAGAACCUGAAGAGGAAGAAGGCCCCGAAGAGGAAGAAGCGCCUGAAGAGGAAGUUGAGGGCGAUGAUGAGGAGGAGGUUCAGGUUGAGGAAGAGGCCGAACCCGUUUCUCUCACUCCUUUGGAGGAAAAGAAACAAGAGUUGGCCAAACUGAUUUCGGACAAUGAUUCACGAGUGCGUCUGCUGUUCCAUCUCAAGCAGUUUGUGUCACUCGUGUUCUACGAUCCGGCCGAGGCCAAGCAAGAUCAGAGCAGCGUUUGGGAGCAGGUGAGUAUGAGAGAGAGCAUUAUUGGUACUAGGACCCGACUAACACAGUUUCAACAAAACUACGAUCUAUGGACCAAGUACUUGGAGCGCAAGACUGGCGGCCAUAUGCGAUCCACACGACGACAAAUACGAAGCAAACAGGGUGCAUUGGAGGAUGAUUUCGUGAUCAAGCUCAAGGAGGAGAUGACUGCUGUGGAAGAAGAGGAAGAAGAGGAGCUCGUGGAAGAAGAGGAAGAAGAGGAGGAAGAAGAAGAACAAGAGGAAGACGAGGAACAAGAGCAACAAGAGGAGGAGGAAGAAGAACAAGAGGAAGAAGUAACAUCCAGACGUGGAAGCCGACGUUCGGCACCAACCAAAGCUAAGGGGAAGAGUAAGACCGCGUCGAAGACUUCUAAAUCUAAGUCGAAGGCUUCCUCUAAAUCCAAAUCCAAAUCCAAAGGCAAGGGCCAAGCACGGGCUUCAAAACUAUCCAAAUCCAGACGGUAUGUGAAUGCUGUGGAUUCCUCUUCGGAAGAAGAGUCAGACUACGAUCCCAACAAGCCCUACGAUGUGUCGAAAGAGGUAUGGGAGCCUAUCGACACUGGAUGGCUUCUUCCUGACAGUGAAGAUGAGUACUAUCACUUCGACGACAAGUUUGCCCAGCACAUGUUCCCCAAUGGUGUCAAACUAAAACUCAACGUGUCUCUGAAGCCUCCUCGAGUCACUCAUCCUGCUCAUUUGCUGUUGGAUGUGGCUGAGGGUCAAACUCCUGAUAAUCGAGAGCGCCUGGAAGGUUUCAUGAGCUCAUUCAAGCUCCUCGAUGAAGAAAUGACUCUCGAGGAGUAUGAGGAACAUUACGAGCGAGAACUUGAGACUCUCGACAAGAUCAAUGAGAUGAAACGAGAGGGCGUUUUACAGGGUUUGGCAGACGAAGAAGAAGGGGAAUCGUUGACAGUGGCUGAGAUUCGACGUGGUUUCAACGACCCUGAGCGGUCUACCCGUCCUACUCAUUGGGAUCAUGUGGUUGCUCAGGCUUGUCAUUUUGCCAAACUCAUGGCUGACGAGCGAAAGGCCCAUGUCUCUCAAGCCAAGCGUCUAGCCGCAGCUGUGGAUCAGCAUUUCCGACGUCUGGAAGGCGCUGAGGAGCGAGACAAGAAGGCCCAGGCCAAGCUGCUCAAAACCAUGGCUCGUAAGAUGGCCCAGGAUGUUAUGCGACGAUGGAAGCUGGCCGAAAAGGUUGUUCUCAAGAAGAAGGAGCAGGAGGCUAAGGAGGAGGAGCGCAAGCAGGGCAAGAAGAAGCUCAAGGAGAUUCUCGAGAACUCUGCUCAGUUAUUGGAGGCUCGUGUGAGAGGAGAUAAUGAUACUCCUGAGACUGAGGAGGGUGAGAAAGAAGAGGUAGAAGCUGUUUCUGACGAUGCUAUGUCUGACGUUGAUAUGGAGGACGACCGGGAGCAGGUUGAGGUCGAUACUCGAGACGACGAUGAGCUUACCGUUGAAGAGCUUCGGGCCAAGUACGCUGCCUUGGACAACAUCAAAGUGGAGAGAGCUGAGGAGGAGGACGAGGAGGAUGAGGAGAAUGGUGAUGAUGAGGAUGAGGACGAAGAAGAGGAUGAUGCGGAGAUCGAAGAGGAGACAGAAACGACGACUCCUGCAUUGGAGACUCCUAUCGACACCCCGGCUGAGGAAGACGAGUUCUCGUCAGACACAGACAUCACUCUGGACUCUGAAGACGAGUCGUCGUCCGAACAGGAGUCCGAUUAUGAGGCCGAGACAACUGCUCCCGGUUUAGCUGCUCUCAUGGGCGGCCCCAAGGCUAUCGAAGAGGACGAAGAGGAAGAUGAUGCAUUUGUAAUCAAGGAAGAGGAGGAGGAAGUUGAGGUGGAGGAUGAUGAAGAGGAAGAGAAGGCUGACACAGAGGUUGACCGCAAGGUUGAAACCGUGUCGGAAGCUGUUGGAGAAGCGGUUGAAGAAAUAAAAUCCAACGGAGUUGAAUCUAAACCCACUUCCAACGGCGUUGAUGUCACAGAGCUCGAUCGAGUCACCCCUGAACGAGCUCCAGCAGUCGAACCCCCCUUCCUCCUUCGAGGAACUCUUCGAGCGUACCAGCAGCUUGGUUUAGAGUGGCUAGCAGGUCUGUACAACAAUGACACCAACGGUAUCCUUGCUGACGAGAUGGGUCUGGGUAAAACCAUCCAAACCAUCUCUCUGCUGUCGUAUCUGGCCUGUGAGCAUCACAUUUGGGGCCCUCAUCUGAUUAUUGUACCCACCUCGGUUAUGCUCAACUGGGAAAUGGAGUUCAAGCGGUUUGCACCUGGCUUCAAGGUCAUGACUUACUACGGUAACCCUGUCCAGCGACGAGAAAAGCGACGUGGCUGGAACAAGGAAGACACCUGGCAUGUGUGUAUUACUUCAUACCAGCUUGUUCUUCAGGACUUGUUUGCCUUCAGACGAAAGAGAUGGCAUUACAUGAUUCUGGACGAGGCACACAAUAUUAAAAACUUCAGGUCGCAGCGAUGGCAAUCCCUUCUGCAUUUCAACACCGUGAGACGACUUCUGCUGACCGGAACGCCCCUACAGAAUAACCUCAUGGAGCUGUGGUCACUGCUGUACUUCCUCAUGCCGUCUUCUCGUAACCAGAUGGACAUGCCCGGGUUUGCCAACCUCAAGGACUUCCAGGAAUGGUUCUCUCGGCCCAUUGAUAAGAUGGUCGAGGGAGGAGUGGACGAGGAAGCAAAAACGACGGUGAGUAAACUGCACCAGAUUCUACGUCCUUAUCUUCUUAGACGUCUCAAGAAGGAUGUCGAAAAGCAGAUGCCGGCCAAAUACGAACAUGUGGUCUACUGUCGACUGAGCAAGCGACAACGGUACCUCUAUGACGACUUCAUGUCUCGUGCACAGACCCGAGAAACACUCAAAACAGGCAAUUUCCUUUCCAUCAUCAAUUGUUUGAUGCAGCUGCGAAAGGUGUGUAACCAUCCGGACUUGUUCGAAGUCCGGCCAAUUGUCACGUCCUUUGUCCAGGAGCAGUCUGUCAUCACUCCUUAUGAAAGAGUCAGUGACAGAGUCAAGUCUCUGCUUGUCAACACUGUGGACGGUGGCUAUGCCCCAAGCGAGGUGUCUCUUUCGUUCCUCGGUUUCAAUGCCGAGCUGGAAGACAUGUCUACGCAUGAAGCCACCAGUUUCCGCAAGUAUCAUAAUGUCCAGACGGUCAAGAAUCGAAUUCGGGAGCUGGAAAAGUUUUGCCCUGCCGAAACCCCGGAAGAGGAGCGGUACAACGACAUCGAGGGCCACUACAAACACAUGCACCAUGCGUCGUUCCAGCAGGUCAUUGGUUCACUCAAACGAGUGGAGUAUCUUCAUCAGAUUGCUCUGGCUAAGAAACCAGUUUACGGUCGAAAUCUUGUUGAGGUGUGUACUAUCAACACUUCUAGACUGCAACCUGAUCGUCCCGAGGAAACCAAUGAAUCGUCAUACCAUUGGCAGCUCACCCACUUGCGUCAUCCGACGGUCCAGGAGUGCGCCAACAACAUGGCUCCUUAUAUUGAGAGAUUCGCCUGCAUAACACCCAAGGCUGUUACUCUCAACAUGGCCGAGUUGAGUCUUGGGGGCAUUGGUCCUAUUCUCCAGCAGCGGUACUUCAAGCAGGUGACUCCCAAAAAGUCACAGAGGGUCGUUGUUGGUCCUCCUGCUGCCAUCGCAGAUCCAUUCCACCAAGCCCAAGUCAAGUUGAGUAUCGCUUUCCCUGAUAAACGGCUCCUUCAGUACGACUGUGGAAAGUUGCAGCGCCUGGCUACCCUAUUGCAGGACUUGAUUGCCGGAGGUCACAGAGCGCUCAUUUUCACGCAGAUGACCAAGGUGCUAGAUGUGCUGGAGCAGUUCCUCAACAUUCACGGACUGCGGUACAUGCGUCUAGACGGUGCCACCAAGAUCGAGCAGCGACAGCUGUUGACGGAGCGGUUCAACACGGAUCCCAAGAUUCCCGUGUUCAUUCUCUCUACUCGGUCUGGAGGUCUGGGUAUCAACUUGACGGGAGCAGACACGGUCAUCUUUUACGACUCGGACUGGAACCCGUCCAUGGACAAGCAGUGCCAGGACCGAUGUCAUCGUAUCGGACAGACCCGAGAUGUGCAUAUUUACCGGUUUGUUUCUGAGCACACUAUUGAAUCCAACAUUCUCAAGAAGGCGAAUCAGAAACAGAUACUGGACAACGUUGUCAUUCAGGACGGAGAGUUCACCACGGACUACUUCAACAAGAUGAGUGUGCACGACAUGCUUGGUCUUGAGCCAGAUGACGACGCUGCUCCUGUUGCCGACACACUCAAUCUCAGUGGAAAAAACCUCGAGCGAGCGCUGGCCCAGGCUGAAGAUGCCGACGAUGCUGCUGCUGCCAAGGUGGCCACCAAGGAGACAAAUCUGGACGUGGAGGACUUCGACGAGACGCAGAAGGAAAACAACAAGGGUGCCACUCCGGGCUCUCGUUCUACUUCUGCUACACCUAUGGAGAAGGAGAACACCGGAGAGUUGUCGUCUGCCAUGGAUAGUCCCACUCCUGUGGCUACUCCGGAUGUGGCUGUUGACAAUGGAGGAGGGGACGAUGAUGAUUCUGAUUCGGAUGAGUCAGACUCUGGUAUUGGUCACAUUGACGAGUACAUGAUCAAGUUUAUUGAAGAUGGAUGGUUUUGGUAA